CGAGAGUCUCUUCCGCGAGAGGAGAGGGGAGACCCUCGGCCGGCUGCUUCGGAGCGCGCCUGCGCGCGCGCCCCGUCGCCGUUCUCUCCUGAGGCAAGCGGGAACAGGGGGGAGGGAAGGAGAGGCAAAGCGAGAGGGCGCUACCGCUGCUGCUUCUUUCUCUCCUCGGAGCCGGGCGCGUGGCUUCUUUGUGUGGUGCAGCUGGUCCCAGAGGCAGAGAGAGAGAGAGGCAAAACCCGGGGGCUUGCCGUUGGAAGGGGUGGGGAAAGAGAGCGAGAGAGGACGGACGGACGGACGGACAGCUUUCACCCCCCCCGCGCACACUCCAGCCCCCCUCCUACGUCUCCAAGUGGGCGCCAGAGAGACUCCCCCUUCCUGCCCCCCUCAGCUGCCCUCACCUGUCUCUCCCUCCCCACCUUCGGCUCACCUGCCGCUCUGUCCCCUCCCCGUCUCUAUCAUCCCAUCCCUUGUUUGUGUUUGGUUCCCCCCCCUCCUCCUCCUCUUCCCUCCCGCCUCGUUCUUCAGGAAGCGUCGCCUCUUCCCACUCCGCGCAGAUUCCCAACAACUUGAUCAACGCUCUUCCUUCCAAAGCGGGGCCCUUUUUUUUGGAAGGUGGAUCUAUUGAAAGCCCCUCAGAGCUUCACCCCUUUUGGGGACCACACAGACUUCCUCCCUUUAACUCUUCUUCCAUUCCCCCCUUUUCUCUCCUCUCCCCCCCCCAGCAGCCCCCAAAUCCCUUCAACAUGGAUGUAAGAUUUUAUCCAGCUGCGUCUGGAAGCUCUCUUCCCGGAGACCCUUCCAAUCUGGACUUUGCCCAGUGUUUGGGUUACUACAACUACAAUAAGUUUGGCAACAAUAAUAACUACAUGAACAUGGCUGAAGCAAACAAUGCAUUUCUUGCUGCAAAUGAGCAAACAUUCCACACUCCAAGUCUUGGAGAUGAAGAGUUCGAGAUCCCACCAAUCACGCCACCACCUGAACUGGAUCCCACCAACUUAGGGAUGGCAGAUAUACUGUUGCCAUUUCAAGGUCUAAGCGAUCAGUUGGCUGCGCAAGGGAAUGAGUUCACACCCCAGUUUCCACCACAGAGCUUGGAUCUUCCUUCCAUUACAAUAUCUCGAAACCUUGUGGAACAAGAUGGUGUCAUCCAAAGCAAUGGGUUGCACAUGGAUCAUAGUCACACAGAUGUGCCUCAGUAUCGCCAAGAUCACUCUUUGAUUAUGAGAUCCAUUGUCCACAUGACAGAUGCUGCUCGGUCAGGAAUUAUAUCUCCUAACCAGCUGACCACUAUUAACCAAUCCCAGCUAAGUGCUCAACUGGGGUUGAAUCUGGGUGGUGCCAACUUGCCACACACUUCCCCAUCCCCUCCUGCAAGCAAAUCUGCAACCCCUUCUCCAUCCAGUUCUAUAAAUGAGGAAGAUGCAGAGGACUCAAACAGGACUGCAGGAGAAAAGAGAGCUGCCCCAGAUUCUGGCAAGAAGCCCAAGACUCCGAAGAAGAAGAAAAAGAAAGACCCCAAUGAACCACAGAAGCCCGUGUCGGCAUAUGCCCUGUUCUUCAGGGACACACAAGCUGCAAUUAAAGGGCAGAACCCCAAUGCUACAUUUGGAGAGGUUUCAAAAAUUGUAGCAUCUAUGUGGGAUAGCCUAGGAGAAGAGCAAAAACAGGUAUAUAAAAGGAAAACAGAAGCUGCCAAGAAAGAAUACCUUAAGGCACUCGCUGCCUACAGAGCCAGUUUGGUUUCCAAGGCUGCCGCUGAGUCGGCUGAAGCCCAAACAAUCCGUUCCGUCCAGCAGACACUGGCGUCUACAAAUCUGUCGUCCUCCCUUCUCCUGAACACACCUCUUUCCCAACACGCAGCCGUGGCCACUUCGCCCCAGACUCUUCAGCAAUCCCUCCCCAGGGCAAUCGCCCCCAAGCCUUUAGCUAUGAGGCUGCCCAUGAAUCAGAUUGUUGCCUCGGUCACUGUUGCACCCAACCUGCCCACAAACAUUUCCACCUCGCUGAUAAACUCCAUGGGGAGCAACAUGGUGGGCGCGUCAGCGUCGGCGUCCUCCCAAGUCAGCCCUUCCUUGCAGAGCCAGCAGCACCAGCUGCAGCAGCUGCAACAGCUCCAGCAGCAGCAGAUGCAGCAACAGCAGCUCCACCAGCAGCACAUGCACCAACAGAUCCAACAGCAAAUGCAGCAGCAGCAUUUCCAGCACCACAUGCAGCAGCACCUGCAGCAGCAGCAGCACCUGCAGCAGCAGCUGAACCAGCAGCAAAUGCAGCAGCAGCUCCAGCACAUGCAGCUCCAGCAGAUGCAGCAGCGGCAGCACAUGCAGCAGCACCAGUCGCAGCCUUCCCCACAGCAACAUUCCCCGGUGGCCUCGCAGAUAACCUCUCCGAUCCCCAGCAUCGGAAGCCCGCCGCCAGCCACCCAACAGCACCAGUCCCAAAUACAAACCCAGACACAGACUCAGCUAUUAUCACAGGCCAGCAUUUUCUGAAAACGCAUGUUGACAAGCUGCUUUGAAUCAAGCAAAGGUGAACCGUAUAUGGCUGGAAACUGUACAUUGCUGAUGGUAGUUAUGCAGGGAUGCAUAACAGUUAAAGUGAGUCUCUAAGCUGUCUAUUAGAUAGGCAAUAAAGAACUACAAUGUAGCUGUGUAUACUCUUUUAGCUGACUAUAAAAAUAUUUGUUUUUCUCUUUUUUUCCAACCUUUUUAUUAUUAUUAUUAAAUGCUGUGCUCUUUUUUUUUAAUUUAUUUUGAGCUUUACCCACUAUAUGUGAAUCAGUCUUGGAUAUGCCUGGGCAUUAAGACAAAAAAAAAGGCCUUUUCACAGCUUCAGAUAAAAAUUGAUUAGUUAAUGCACUUCAAAUCAGUUGGUUGGGAUUUUUCUUCAUUUGAACUCAUGAAGACCUUACAGCACAUUUGUAACUACCUGUAAAAUGUUGAUUGGAUUUCAUGCAAUCACACUCGUGUGACAUGAGUAGUUGACGGUGUUUUUCUCUGUCAUAUAUAUAUAUGUAUAAAGAUUAAUGUAAAAAUCAUAGACUUUUGCCAAAGCUCCUUUUUUCUUUUUAAAAUGUAUUCUGAAAGAAAAAAAUGCAAGCAAAAAGUUCUUAAAUGUCAGAGCCCAUCUUGUCAUCACAGCUAUAAUUUCUCUAAACAUUGCAAUGCUUUGUUAUAAAGUAUAUUACUACCCUUUUCAUUACAGUUUUAAAAAAUGUGAAUAUUCUAUUCUGUGUUUGGGUGAUAAUUUUCAGAUUUAAUACACUGUAUUUUUAAAAAAAGCAAAUGCACUUAAAUAAAACUGUUAUUACAAAAAAAAAGUUAAGAAGGAGAAAAUGUGAGUUUUUUAAAAAAUAUCUAUGCUGUAAUACCAGUAGACUAUUUAAAAGGAUUGCUACAUCUGAAUAAUCAGUGUAAAUAUUUUCUUUAAAAAGUUGUAAGUUUUUCAUAUCAUGUGUUGUAAAGUUUUCAUAAAUGAGGCUUUAAUGUAAACACUGGUAACAUGAAUG
This is a messenger RNA of Rhineura floridana, 3505 nucleotides long. RefSeq names its product TOX high mobility group box family member 3 (gene TOX3). Gene Ontology annotation, biological process: regulation of transcription by RNA polymerase II. Gene Ontology annotation, cellular component: nucleus. Lineage: Eukaryota; Metazoa; Chordata; Lepidosauria; Squamata; Rhineuridae. Bases 744 to 2489 code for a protein of 581 amino acids. The record is from RefSeq and is a predicted model, not a curated record. Gene Ontology annotation, molecular function: chromatin DNA binding. The transcript has 7 exons.